Messenger RNA from Indicator indicator, 2995 nucleotides. It is a transcript of the gene CDK17, whose product is annotated as cyclin dependent kinase 17. Gene Ontology annotation, biological process: protein phosphorylation. The record is from RefSeq and is a predicted model, not a curated record. Gene Ontology annotation, molecular function: protein kinase activity; ATP binding. Gene Ontology annotation, cellular component: nucleus; cytoplasm. NCBI's taxonomy places the organism in Eukaryota, Metazoa, Chordata, Aves, Piciformes, Indicatoridae. Bases 71 to 1681 code for a protein of 536 amino acids. The transcript is spliced from 18 exons.
GAGGACCCGCCCCGGACCCGCGAAGCUCCGGCGCUGCUGGCUUCCUUAAGCCAGAAUUAACAUUGAUAGAAUGAAAAAGUUUAAGAGAAGACUUUCCUUAACCUUGCGUGGAAGCCAGACCAUCGAUGAAUCACUGUCUGAGCUGGCAGAACAAAUGACAAUUGAGGAAAACAGCAGUAAAGAUAAUGGUGUGAGUAAUAAUGGGAGGAUCAGCUACAGUAAAGUGCAGCCUAUUGUGAAGAAUGGCAGGCCUCCAACGUCUCACAGCAUGCACUCAUUCCUCCACCAAUACACAGGAUCUUUCAAGAAGCCCCCUUUGAGGAGACCACACAGCGUCAUAGGGGGCAGCCUCGGCUCCUUCAUGGCCAUGCCCAGAAAUGGGAGCAGAUUAGAUAUUGUUCAUGAAAAUCUGAAAAUGGGGUCAGAUGGUGAAAGUGACCAAGCUUCUGGAACAUCAUCUGAUGAAGUUCAGUCUCCCACAGGUGUUUGUCUCAGAAACCGGAUACACAGACGAAUCUCAAUGGAGGAUUUGAACAAGCGCCUGUCCCUGCCUGCUGACAUCAGGAUACCUGAUGGCUACCUGGAAAAGCUGCAGAUCAACAGCCCCCCCUUUGACCAGCCCAUGAGUCGACGUUCUCGGAGAGCAUCACUAUCAGAAAUUGGAUUUGGAAAAAUGGAAACCUAUAUCAAAUUAGAAAAGCUUGGAGAGGGUACUUAUGCAACAGUUUAUAAGGGGAGAAGUAAAUUGACAGAGAACCUGGUGGCCCUGAAAGAAAUCCGUCUGGAGCAUGAAGAGGGAGCACCAUGCACAGCCAUAAGAGAAGUGUCAUUAUUAAAAGAUCUGAAGCAUGCAAAUAUUGUUACAUUACAUGAUAUUGUGCACACAGACAAGUCUUUGACUCUCGUUUUCGAGUAUCUGGACAAAGAUCUGAAGCAGUACAUGGAUGACUGUGGGAACAUCAUGAGUAUGCACAACGUAAAGCUAUUUUUAUACCAGAUUCUCCGUGGUUUGGCAUACUGUCACAGAAGGAAAGUAUUACAUCGAGAUCUGAAGCCACAAAAUCUACUAAUUAAUGAGAAAGGAGAACUGAAGCUAGCAGAUUUUGGAUUGGCUAGAGCAAAGUCUGUUCCUACAAAGACAUAUUCCAAUGAAGUUGUCACGUUAUGGUACAGACCACCUGAUGUUCUCCUUGGAUCUUCAGAGUAUUCAACUCAAAUUGACAUGUGGGGUGUUGGAUGCAUAUUUUUUGAAAUGGCAUCAGGAAGGCCUCUUUUCCCUGGUUCAACUGUUGAAGAUGAACUGCACUUAAUUUUCAGACUUCUGGGAACUCCAUGUCAAGAAACAUGGCCAGGCAUUUCUUCCAGUGAUGAAUUUAGAAACUACAACUUCCCUAAGUAUAAACCACAACCCCUCAUCAACCAUGCCCCGAGGCUAGACGUGGAAGGGAUUGAAUUGAUAGCGAAGUUCCUUCAAUAUGAGUCGAAGAAGAGGAUUUCAGCAGAAGAGGCCAUGAAGCAUGCGUACUUCAGAAGUCUUGGGACAAGAAUACACACUCUGCCUGAAAGUGUUUCAAUAUUCAGUCUAAAAGAGAUUCAAUUGCAAAAAGACCCUGGCUUUCGAAAUUCCACUUACCCAGAGACAGGACAUGGGAAGAACCGAAGGCAGAGCAUGCUUUUCUGAAGUGGGCAGUGCAGAGUCAAGCCCAAGCCUGUGAUCAAGGACCUGGACCUGAAGGCAGUGCUCUCUGUUGGUGGACUUGGAAUCGCAGUUUGUCUACACUGUCCUCUUCACAGUGGAGUCUUUUUAUUUCCAACCUGCAGAUUAUGUUUUUAUAUUUGUUGUCACAGUGUGACAAUUUUUUGUACAGUUGGUUUUAAGAUCUCCUCUGCCACUAGAGCCAGUAGGUUACAGCUGUUGAUGUAACUGUAGCUGCAAUUUUUGUGCAGGACUGAGAAACACAGUGCAUUAUUUAUUGCGGAAUCAUUGCUGCUAAAUAACUACUGUCUGUAUAGUUAACACAACAGUUCCAUGCCUGAAGAAGUUGCAAUGGCUUUAUAAUAUGUGAAUGCAGCUGUUUCUCUUCAUCCAGUGUUCUACUGCUGCAGGGUUAUUUUGUAUUUCUUAAACUGCAGUGUUUCCUGGAAUGUAAACAUAGCUUUGCUUGGCAUUAGGUGAACCAUCUUUAAUGCUCUAAGUUCACGGCACUUAGUUCCUUAUUUAACAUGGGAGGGAUGGUGCUGAAGCAGUUGAAAAUUGACAAUGCCUAUUAUGUUCUUGAAAAGCACACAGGGGCAUGGAAGUUGAUUCAGUCAAGUGAACAGUAAACGAUUCAUUUGCUCUCAUUUGCUCUCAGAUCCAAGGUUAGUUAGUGAGAAAUUAGAGCAUGGAGGCUGGAUGGUCGAUUUUUUUUUUUUUUGUCAGGCUUAAGAUGUGUGCACGUUGUUGUGCAUGUGGGGCCUGCAGGAGCAAUGGCUUUUUGGGUUUUUUUACCUUGUGUUUAACUUAGAGAUACACAAAGAAAUACAGAGAUGAUAAUAACAUGUUGGGCCCUCGCUUCCUUUUGAAAUUUACAAGUUCCUUACAGAGGAAUGGGACAGUUCAUGACAAGAGCCUGGGAACAGUGUCCCACUUGUCCCACUGUGUUGCUCUCCCAUUCCUGCGUUAUUCACUUGAAAUCAACUGGAAAGAUGCAAGUUUGUACUUGAGAACAACUCACUCUCCUCCAGAGCUUUUACAAUGGGAACUUAGAGAGUUUUUUUUCAGAUCUUAGAUGUUAUCUGUUUACCAGAGAAUAGUAAACAUGUUACUACUAUGCUUCUGCAUCUCAGUGAGUAUCUUGAGUACACCCUUGGUGAUGGUUACAGUAUUUUUAAGCAUUUGUGUUCACCUUUAUGAACCUAUUUGUUUAGUGCAUCUUAAAAGAGAACUGUAAAUCUUUAUUGGUAUAUUUUGAAAUGGUCAUGUAAAUCUUUGGCUGGUAUAUCAUGAAAAUAG